UUUGCGAUAUGAAUGUGUAAAUUUUGGAAAACUGGGAUUGUUACAAUAUAUACUCGGAAAUUGUGACUAAAUAUUAUGUUGUUAUAACUUUAUUAUUAUUCUUAAUAACGAAAAAAAUGCAUUUGAUGAAAAAUGUAUUGCAAAUUAUGUUUGUUACGCUACUUUUUUGCUCAAAAAAAUCGAACGCUUCGAGCCACUGGAUGGUGACAGAAAGCGGCUUAAUUCAACCGAGGCUCGACUCUCCUUUUGAGAUGGCCCGGUCUUACGAUUUACUCUCGUUUUUGAAGCAAGAAUCGCGAUGGGAUGAAAUAAUUAAUUUAUACCAUGAGCUGGCAAAAAAGCAGCAACUUCUAGAUGAUCUUUGGACAGAUAUUGAGAGAGAUACAGAUUUAGGCAUUGAUGUAGGAAAGGAUGAAAAUUGUAUGAGAGCAGGACCUCUAAACAUGAUUGACUGGUCCCACGCACCACUAGAAGACGGUACCAUAAAGAACAUCCCCGAAGAAGAGUUUCACCUGCCAAAUCAUUAUGGGCCUAAUAUUGACAUGCCAGAUUGUAAAAAGAUAUCUUCUCUCACCUUUAGCAUGUUUGCCUAUGAACAUUUAAAUAGCAUGAUAAAAAGGAAUAACAUUUCAAUAACACCAGAAUAUCCGUCUUUGGAUCUCAUAUCUCCUGCAAGUACUGUUGAUCAGUUUGGUCAUUGGCUGGCCGGUGCCUUGCGCAAGAACAGUUCUUCAUGGCUGCAUUAUAAUUUAGCUGCAUUGUUUUGGAGAAUUAAAGGAAACGGACCUAAAGCAUUGGAGUGUUGUCGCCGUGCUGUGUUAUAUGCACCUAGAGAGUACAAAGACAUAGCCAUGCUCAAUUUAGGAUCAAUAUUAUACAGGGCUAAGAAGUAUGAAGAUGCUAUAACAAUACUAAAUGGGGCUUUGGAUCAUGACUCUAUUAACCCCAUCGCACAUUUUAUACUUGGCAACAUUUAUACAUAUUUGGGAGAAUUUAAUAUAUCUCUAGCGCAUUAUAAGGUUGCAUUGAGUAUAAAUCCUAAAAUGGAUAUAGCAAAGAAACAUAAAUAUGCAGCGUUGUGUCAUGUUUACUUAGGUGGGAGGAUAAAGAAUCUCAAAGGGAAAAUAGACAAAUUACGUGAGGAGUUGAACAAUUAUAGUUCUAAAGAAUCUCAAUGGAUCAAAAUUCAAAGUGAAUUCUUGAAAACCAUGAAACCUGUUGAUGGAUAUGAUUAUAAAAAUGUGGAAACGAAUUGUGCCAAAAUGACUGAAUUAACAGGACUGAAAAUAAGUCAAUUAAAAGUGACAGGCGAUAAAUACUCAUUGAUAAAAUACUUUUUCGACGGACCUAUAUACAAUGAUCGUUUGAUGGAAGUUUCUGGAACAGCGAAUUUGGACGCUAUUUAUACUUUACAGAGGAUUGUAAGUCAUAUACAGAGGCACGCAAAUAUGGCGCCUGAAAUAUACGUGCACUUGAAUAAAGUCACCAUCAGCGAUGGAAAGGUUGCUACCGAAGAGGUUUUAGUACCUGCACUUGCGGAAGAAUCUAGUGAUAAUGCACAAAAAACUGAUUCUUUGCCUGCGGAGGAAGUCAAGCCUGAAGUAAAGCAACGCGAACCAGAGAAGAAAGGUUCUACAGAUGAACCACUUACUGAAUAUGAAAGUGGUAUAUUUUUGUACCCAUCGACAAUGCAGGUAAACAGGAACGAAGAGGAAUUCGACACGGAAGCAGACUGGCCGUCGGACGAAGUUUGUACAGUCACAGCACCUAAUUUCCCGGAUAAAGUGGAAGCCGUGUAUCCCGUGUUCUUACCGUUGGAGAAUAAAGGGAUUAGAGUGAAGGAACUGCUCACAGAUAAGAUUGGAGUACCCUUGAAUGUGGAACAUGAGUUACCGUGGCAUCCGCCCACAUGCCCACAUGAUAAGGAAAAGAAGAGUUAUAAGCCUCAAUUAUUGAUGACGGAGGUGGUUGAUACAGACUAUUUAAGGGAAAAAUUGCUUGAAUAUGUCAGUGAUGGAGACAUAGAGAAGGCCAGUCAUAUGCAAGAUGCGGAAAUUGGACAUCGAAUUUAUGUUGCCAUGAGAAAGAGACUGGCUCCCAAAUGGAUAGCUCAAGUACUAGCGUCUCUCUAUUGGAGAGUACGUGGGAACAGAGUGAACGCACUACAUUGCCUACAAUCUGCAUUAAAAUCGGUACAUCCGAAAUAUAAAGACGUGGUAUUAGUAUCACUUGGAUCGGUUUAUAUAGAAAUGGGACACUUUGAAGAGUCUCUAUUGGCCACGGAAGAAGCUUUCAAGAUGAAUUUGGGUGAGCCCGCAACAAAUUUCCUUUUAGCAGAAUUGAAUAUGAUCAAUAAACACAGGCUAACCCAUAUAUAUCAUCUAAAGCACGUGGUACGAGUGGAACCGGGUUUUAUGAACGGUCUCGCGAGGAAUCUACUCAAUGCCUGGUCUUGUAUUCUCAAGCAGGUCAAUAAAAUACAGGAGAUUGAUUUCAGCGAAGGAGAUAUUUGUACACAAGUGGAGCCAGGAAUCAACAUGGUGUGUGAAAAGGGCGGCGAAAACUGUCACAUGACUAAUAUACAAUGUUUUAGUAGUCACGAAAGAACGGAAUCAAGCGUAAUAGUGAAACUUCUAGAACAAGGUGACAAAGCUAAUCUGCCAAAGGAUCUAAUGAACGAGAAAUUCUUCGAGUAUGUCAUUCAAAACACGCCUUCCGAUAGAAAUGACAGGCUCUCGCAUCAAGCGAAUUACGACCAUAUGAUGAAGGCCGUAGAGACCGUUUUGAUGGGAUGCGGGCCUUUGGGGUGUAAUAGUUUACAGCCAACAGAUUUAUCGCUGACAGAAGAGGAAUGUUCCCACCAUUACAUACAACUAGGAUAUUGGUUACAUAUUGUCAGCUUUAAACAAUUACUAACUGAUACGAAUUUAAGGCUACCAUCAGACAUAGUAGCAAUAUCGCCGUCCAACAAAAAAAUCCCCGAUUGCAAACUAAUCACGGAUCCAAUAGAUGACUUCUACUUGGAAAGGCUCAGUAGAAUCGAUACAGAUGGCUGGGAACCGAUAGUGACGUUAACACAUCAGUUUGCUGAACUGUUUAAUUAUUUCGACUAUGUCGCCCUUGGAGCUAAGAUCGCGAAGUAUGUGGAAACUCGGCCGACAUCGUGGGUGGGCGCGCUGACGGCGAGCUGGUGGUGCGGCGCGGGCGGGCACGGCGCGUGCGCGGUGCGCUGCGCCGCGCUGGCGCACGCGCUCGCGCCGCACCACCUCGCGCCGCACCCGCUGCGCGCGCUCGUCGCGCUGCUGCACAUGCAUUCCAAACAACGAGACGCAAAGGAAGUUGCGUACCUCUCGUUCUACACAUCGCCAAAGAGUAAAAUAGAAUCGUUCCUUGUUGCUCUCUCCCAUACGUAUCUUGAGGAAUUCGAUCAAGCCGUCUGGAUGUACAGAUAUUCUCUAGCAUUUGAUGAACAAUUCAAACCUGCCAAAGCUUGCCUGCACGCUACCAUGUGUCUUAUGUUCUAUGGCGAAGGUAGCAAAGGGAAAACUAAGAAAUAAUACUUGUUUAUAAGAAAAAAUAUAUGUAUCCUACCGCAGAAUGAGGCUUCUCGUAUACUUCCAUUAAUACUCAUUAUAUAUUAUAUUUCAUUGGAUUAGGAUUAGGAUAUUUGCGUAAUCGAAAACUGAAGUAGUAUAAGAAAAGGUUUUUAUUACCUUGAAGUCAAGGUCUAAAAUCCUAUGGACGGUAUUGUCUCCGCUUUUCAUACAUUUAAUAAUUAAUAUUAGGGACCUAUAAGGACUUAAACGAUUUUGUUGUUAUUUUUAGCAACGUUCGAUAUUUUGAAUAUCGGUUACCAUUUUUUAUUGUUGUUGUUGAAAUAUUUUUUUUUACCGUUAUUCCAUUUUUUGCGUGUGUGAAUGAAACUUUGGCAAAUGUAUGUUGAAUUUAUUGGAACGAACCGACUUUGAAAUUGAACGUUCCUCGUUUGUAUUUUUUUUACAUUUUUCCUAUUAUUAUUACAAGGUGAAAAUAUACAUCACAUGGGUUUUUAGCAGCUUACAAAAAACAAUUUCAGACAAGUUUGUAGGUUAAGAAUAUAUACGUUUUUUAGAAU
Molecule: messenger RNA, 4114 nt
Organism: Colias croceus (clouded yellow)
Lineage: Eukaryota; Metazoa; Arthropoda; Insecta; Lepidoptera; Pieridae
Product: tetratricopeptide repeat protein 17
Exons: 19
Coding region: 117-3557 (1146 amino acids)
Biological process (GO): actin filament polymerization
Cellular component (GO): cytoplasm; actin cytoskeleton
Molecular function (GO): protein binding
Source: RefSeq, a predicted model, not a curated record